This is a messenger RNA of Etheostoma spectabile (orangethroat darter), 4982 nucleotides long. It is a transcript of the gene pcdh12, whose product is annotated as protocadherin 12. NCBI's taxonomy places the organism in Eukaryota, Metazoa, Chordata, Actinopteri, Perciformes, Percidae. Gene Ontology annotation, biological process: homophilic cell-cell adhesion. The record is from RefSeq and is a predicted model, not a curated record. The transcript has 5 exons. Gene Ontology annotation, molecular function: calcium ion binding. The coding region runs from base 466 to 4005 and encodes 1179 amino acids. Gene Ontology annotation, cellular component: plasma membrane.
CAAACUUUCUCAGUUGGAGCAAAACUUUCCUGAGUUGAGGAGGAUGAAGUGAGAGGUUGGACGGCAGCAGCUGUAUGAGUGAGUAACAACAGCAGGCAGAGAGGGGCUGGGAGUGGAUGAACAGAUACAGGACCAUUUCUUAAUUAUAGGUUUCCCUGGCCAGGCUGGAGGUUUAUUUUUUUCUAGGUAUACAACCAACAGUUUUCUUUACUGGUUGAAUUGUGGGUUUUUUUGUUUUGUAAGAAGAAACUAUAGUUUUUUUUAGAAAAAAAUGAAUUUGAUCAUCAGCUUACGUGAUGUUUGUCAUAGAUAAACAAGAUAUUUUUUCACUUAUAUUUACAAAAAGCUGUUUUGAAAUAAUUUCAAAUUCAAAUGAAAUAUAGUUUUUUUUUCCUUAUACUGAUUUUUAGAAAUGUUAAGUGAAGUUUAGCCACUAGAGAGAGAUUAUUAUUACUUCACAUCAUUAUGCUGCUAGCUCUGCUUCUGGUUGUGAGUCUUUGCUCUGCCGCUCGCUCCUCCGAGCCAUCGUCGAUAACCAUCCAGUACCGUGUUUGGGAGGAACAGCCGGCGGGAACCCGGGUCGGCCGUCUGGUUGACGACCUCCGGCAAAGGGACGAAGGUGGUCCUCUGGAGGAUUUCCAGGUGGUGGAGCACGGGAAAGCCCUUCCCUUCUCCGUCAGCACUCGAGAUGGGGUUGUGUCCACCCAGGGCCGGCUGGACAGGGAGGAGCUGUGCAGUGGCUCGGAUCUGUGUGAAGUGGCCUUCAGUGUCCUUUACAGGAAAAUUGGUGCUGUGAACUGCCUGCGGGUUCGUGUGGAGGUGAUGGACCUGAAUGACCACAGCCCCAGCUUCCCCAGCGCACUGCAGGAAGUGGAGAUCUCAGAGACUGCUGGCCUCAGGAUGCGUAUCCCUUUGGACCGGGCCAUCGAUCCUGACGCAGGACCGAAUGGCCUCCAAACCUACUCGCUGUCCGUCAACCAACACUUUGCUCUGGAUGUGACAGUCGCACCAGGUGGGACUAAACAGGCAGAGCUGGUGGUGAUCAAAGAACUGGACAGGGAAGUUCAAGCCACAUUUGACUUAACCCUAGUGGCAUGGGAUAAAGGAAACCCCCCUAGGUCUGGGAGCACAUUAGUCCGUGUUAAUAUUCAGGACUCAAAUGAUAACAGCCCCAUGUUUGAGGACAGCACUCCCACUGUAGAGCUAUUUGAGGAUACAGCCCGUGGGACAACCAUCAUCAACCUCAAGGCCACUGACCCAGACCAGGGUGCCAACGGGGAAGUGGAGUAUUCUCUUAGUAAGCAUGCACGUCCAGAGGUUCAUAAGCUCUUCUAUGUCAAUCCACAAUCUGGAGCUGUGAGUAUCAAAGCACCUCUGGACUACGAGGCCCAGACCUCUUAUGAAGUCAUCAUACAGGCCCGUGAUCGCGGGCCCAAUGCGAUCGCCACGCACUGCAAACUGCACGUUAAGCUUAGGGAUGUAAACGACAAUGCACCGAGGAUUCACAUGACCUGGACUCCAGCCAACUCACCUGUGGCGACUGUGCUGGAAGGAGCACUAGAGGACACCUUCCUUGCUCUGGUGAUGGUCUCUGAUGCAGACUCAGGAGGAAAUGGCAAAGUGAGAGCGCAAAUUCAACAAGGAUCUGGCCCUUUUCGCCUUAAACGGAUCCACGGGGACAAUUACAUGAUUGUCACCAAUGGCAGCCUGGAUCGAGAAAAGGUGAUGCAGUAUAACAUCACGGUCCUCGCCCAGGAUUAUGGAGAUCCACCACUGUCUUGUGUUAAACACCUGCCUGUCCACGUUCUGGAUGAGAACGACAAUGCCCCUGUGUUCUCCACCUCCCUGUAUAAGGCCUCCUUCAGGGAGAACAACAUGGCAGGCUAUCACGCCCUAAAAGUUGAAGCCCACGAUGUUGACCUGGAGUUCAGCGGAAGAGUUUCCUACUUCAUACGCAAUCCUAAUGAAGUGGAAACUAACCCACUGUCUUUCUCCAUCCACCCGACCAGUGGUGUCAUAAGUGUUCAGCGUCCUCUAGACUAUGAGGAAUCCCACACUUACUCUUUCAUGGUGGAGGCCAUUGAUCAGGGUCAUCCGCCUCUCACCAGCACAGCUUCUGUGCAAAUCGAUGUCCAGGAUGUCAACGACAACUACCCAGUCAUCAAGGAGCCAAAACCCAGGAAGGGCGUGGCUUUUCUAAGUGUACCUGUCAAUACAGACAAGGGGGAGAUUGUGACUGAGCUGGGAAAUGACAUUGAAGAGGGAUUCACACCUUUGCCAAUCAAUCACUCAGUCAGAGAGGGACUUGUUGGAUUCCUUGCAUCCACCAUACAGGCUGAAGACCCAGACUCUGGGCUGAACGGAAAACUCAGCUACCACAUCACUGACGGAAACCCUUUUGAUCUUUUCUGGUUGGAUCAGGCUACAGGCCAGCUGUUUGUGAACACCACCAAUGCUACUGAGCUAAUUGGGAAAACCUUUAAGAUGAACAUUGCUGUGUCUGACAUGGGCAGUCCCAGCCUGACCACCAAGUCCACUCUGGAGGUGACUUUCAUCAAUCUCAAGGACCAUCUGAAGAACUCGUCACCAGGCAACCGCGGACAGCUCAGCUUCACAAUGAUGAUGGCGAUCUGCCUGGGCGGCACCUGCCUGCUGCUUCUGUUGGCCAUCGCUUUGGUGACAACGUUCUGCCGCCCAGAGAAACGAGACAGCCGGGCUUACAACUGCAGACAAGCCGAGUCGACCUACACCAGCCACCCGCGACGGCCACAGAAGAAUAUCAGGAAGUCUGACAUCCAGCUAAUUCCUGUCAUCAGAGGGCGAAAAGAGGAGACUACAGAGGAGGACAGCGAAGCCCAGCCACUUGCACCGCCUCCAAUGCUGUCAGAUGAUCAACAAUCUGAGAGGCAGUACACCUUGACGCCAUCAGUCAUGAACACAAGCUUCCAUUCCCAAGGCUACCCAGAAGUGGAUUCCCCUCAACCCGCCACCCACCACGGCAGAACACUUAGGAAACCGGCAAACAUCGAACUCGAUGGCACUUUGCCUCUGACGCCCGCCACUUCUUAUCGGACUCUACGGAAAGCCAGGAACCCUUCGUCAUCGUCCUCUUCGGUUUCCCGUUCGAGCACCUUGAAGCGCCAGACCCCCGUUGAAAGGGAGGAGGCGGAGCCGCUGAGUUCAGCAUCACAGGCGACCCUCAGGAGGCCGAGGACCUCGGAGGGACGAGGGGGGCCCGAUGCAGAACAUCGGCAGAUGCUUCGAAACCUGGUGCGACUGUCCAUGGCUGCGUUUGGAGACUCCAUUGAGCUUUCCUCAGCUUCCCCAGAAGUGCAGCAGAUCUCCCAGCUCCUCUCUCUCCUCCGGCAGGGCCAGCUGCAGCCGAGGCCCAACUUCAGGGGGAACAAAUACUCGCACCGCAACGGCAGAUACGGAGGCCAGGACUGUUCUGAUUGGCAGAGCACCAAAGACAGCGGACACGGUGAGAGCGAGGCUGGUGAUGUGGACUGGGAACCAGGAAGAGACUCACCCAUAGACCCCCAGCUGGAGGAGGGACUCAACAAUCUGCUCAACAACCCCGACGACGUCUUCUCGGAGGCCGGUGACCCGGCCUGGAUGGCCCGACUCUCUCUUCCACUCGGCGCCGAUUACCACGACAAUGUCUUUGUCCCCAACGGGCCUCCGUCCCCUGAAAGUGAGGUCCUCCCCCGGGACGCCCUGGACUCCUCGUCCUUCUCCACCUUCGGUAAAACUCCAGAGAAGGACGGCCCGCUGGGGGGGGCCCUCCUGUCUGAGGUCAGCACGCUGUUUGAGAUGCUGAUGACGCAGAAGGCCGACGCCCACCCCGGCCCGCGGCCCGAUGUCCUCUACCGACUCUCUGCCGCCUACCGCCGCUCGCUGGGCCUGGACUGCUCCACCAACAUGGCCGCCGGCAACGCACCGAGGAACUCUGGGAACGCCGAGAAGAGGGCGGGCCUGGCUGCACCCUCGGGACUUUAUCAAUAAGAGUAAAGUCCGUUAAUGAACAUUGGAAAAGACUCAGCUCACAAGCAUUUUGAGGAGUGUUUUAGUGGCAUUACAUGAUAAAAUUUAAAUGAUAAAUAAUAAAUAUUUUUUGUAGAUUCGGAACUUCAUUAUAAAGGAUGUGUGUCUUUCAAGACUUAGAAGAUGCGAAGAUGAUUUCAGAAUGAACAUGAAGUUAAUUGUGCCUCAUUUAACAUGAAUAUGACUGCAUGGGUGCUUUUGUAGUCCAUCUCCCUCGACACUGGAGAAGCAACGAGAUUCCAAAACUCAAACUUAGUGGCACAACACGGGAAGUUUCAACUUUAUGAAAAUAUUCUCUGAUGCAUGGGACAGACCAAUAGUGCUCGUUUUGAUCCCUACAGGAAAUAGAACCACUCAACUUCAUUAAAGAGAUUUUGGACUAAAUGGAGAAAAACACCUUCCCAAUUCUCUAGAAGAUAUAAUGAGCUUCUAGGACAUGAAACAGAUCCCUAUUUCUUUAAACUCUAAGACACCUGCAGACUAUAGACUCAGGUUUAAUUCUUACACAGGAAGAAGUCUGUAUUUCAUUUUCACUUCCUGUUCUCUGGCAACCCCUGGCAAGUGUUGGACAGAACAAACAACCUGCUGAUCAUUCAAGCUUAUUAUCAAAUGUCAAAUGUCUCAAAAGCUAAAAAUGGCAGGUGUGUAAAUUUCAUUUUCUCUGAGGAGUAGAUGUUGAGACAUUUCAGAUUUGGAUCGAUGAUUUGACAGAUGAGCAGCCUCACCAUCCGCAUGCCAAUGUACAGUAAGACUGCAGAUUUGUUGAAAAUGACAGAUCAUGUUCAUAUGGUGUCACAGAACCUUUUCUAUUUUGUUAACCAUCAAUGAAUCAGGAAGCAUCCGGCUCUCAGGUUCAUCUUCAAUUAUCAGUGAAUGAAAGGAACCAAAUAUGGUGGAUGGCCAACACAUUCUCACUCCCAUCUCGUAAAAUACUGACG